Messenger RNA from Hyposmocoma kahamanoa, 3087 nucleotides. RefSeq lists its product as uncharacterized. NCBI's taxonomy places the organism in Eukaryota, Metazoa, Arthropoda, Insecta, Lepidoptera, Cosmopterigidae. The record is from RefSeq and is a predicted model, not a curated record. The coding region runs from base 242 to 1921 and encodes 559 amino acids. The transcript is spliced from 6 exons.
GCCGCAACAUUCUUAGCGUAAAAGUUACCGUGGAUGGUUUACUCUAUGUAAUUUGCGAUGUUAAGUUGAUACCCUUUUAGUUUACCCUUCGAAAAGUGCGCGAACGAAUUAUUUUUCGAACUACGACUGUACAAUAAUGAUUGUUUUUCUUGUGUCGACGGUGACACAACCAAGCAUUAUGGACUGGGAAUUUUGUGCAAUGUGCAAUUAUACGACACGUUGAUGUGGUUCAUUGGAAAAAAUGAAUAGAAACGGCAGUAGAAGAAUCCCUGAGUUCCACGAUGAGCACUGUUGCGCGGGAAAUGGCAUCGGGAAUUUCCGGCGCACUUCCUCACUGCGUCUGCGCGGUGAGAAAAUGGUGCAGCGGUCGCCGCUUUCCACCAGGAAAUUAAUUCCAAUAAUCACGGAAAAUAAUCACCAAAAACACCGGUGCGAUGGGGCUCGAGGCUGUGAGCCCAACCAUCGCCCGCGGAGUCAUUCAUUCACCUCCAAUGUUCAAAAUAAAACAAAAAAAUCCUAUCUAAAACCUCAGGAGUCUUACUUAGACAGAAAGUUGAGCAUGACCGACUCCGCAAACACCCCACCCGGAUCUCCUGAAGAGUUGCCUGAUGAUGAUUCUCUGCACAGCUAUGGCAGCGCUGCAACUGCUGCCUCAGUUGAUGCUGGCUAUGCACCAUUCAAUGGCACAACCUUUAGUGGCAGGUCCAUGCGAUAUGUCCUACAUUGCUCAUCACAUGCAGGGUUGGCAGGUGAAGAGUAUCUCACACCAACACAGCGUGCUCAAAAACAGAUUCGCAGACUCAAAAACCUCCUCCAUCAUGCCAAGAAAGACUUAGAAAAAAAAGACAGUGAGAUUUUUCAACUAACCAAAGAAGUAGUGGAAUUACGAUUAUAUAAGGCGUCUGUGUGCUCCCCAGAUGAGAAAUCUAACUCAAGCGAAAUAGUGACCAUUAGAGAAAACGCUGAAGAUGGUUCUCUGGAGCAGGAUAGUCCAAAGCAAUCUGAGCCUUGCAUACACUUUGAUGUCACAGAUGGUCCACUAUACAAAGAUGAAACGCCUACUAGAUGCCGUAAUGAAAUGCAAGGUUCAUUCACUGAUUCUGGUCACUUUGAUGAUCUCACUAACUCUUCUUUACAUUCUAAGGAAUCUGUACAUAUGUUGACUCAUGAGGCUUCAUGUAUGACUGAUAUAGGAGGUGGUGAGGAUGACCAUCGUAGUUUAAUAGCAUUUUAUGAGAAGAAAAUUGAGGAUGUUAUGAGAGCACAUGUUGGGGAGACUCAGGAGCUCAAGGAAAGUCAUAAUGAUAGGGUGGAAGCAUUAUUGCAGAAAUUGGCAGAUGUUAAUACUCGUUAUUGUGAAUUGCUGCCGAACUAUGAGCAAGCAAGAGAAAGAAUUCAUGCAUUGGAAAAACAGCUGGAGGACGCUAAUAGACAGCUGCAGGACGGAGAGAGCAAGCAUCGCUCUAUGUAUUUGCAAAUGUACAACAAAGGAGUUGAAGCUGCCAAGUUUGAGUUGGACAAGGAUGGAGAUCAAGGGCCAUGUCAAGAUCAAGUGAACCGGGUGUCUGUUGAGGAAUUACUGCAGCAACUGCAGAUAACUCAGACCGAACUUGAGAAUGUCCGAGACACGGCAUUCACAACGGACCGAACAGCAAAAUCACAAGUACUUCUAAGCGCAAAGGAGGCUGUUUCUUUAUGGGUCCUAGGAGCUCGAAAGGCCAUGUACCGUCGCAUCAUCGAAGCCCAAAAAGGCAACAAGACUCAUAUCGACCCCGAAGUUACUCUGCAGUUCCUAAAAUCGGCUAUCUACUACUUCCUCACAGACCCUGAAAACCAUCAAGGCCACUUAAGCGCAAUUGAAAAUAUACUAGGAUUCACAGAGGCUGAAAAGAAAAACAUUCGGAAAGCCAGGCCUACAUAGGAAAGACUGCUGUGAACGUGUGAUAAUGUCCAUAAAUGUUGCUAUUUAGGUUUAAAUAGAUUAAUUAUUGCAUGUCGUCAAAGACGAUUAGGUAAACUAAGACUAAGCUACACUGUGCACAUUAUUUUACUUUAAACUGGUACAAAUCCAGGUGCGUAGCAUAAUAUCACAUAAUAACUUUAUUUGCGGUGAUUGUUCUCUUAGGUUUUUAUAGAUUAAGUUUUACAAUCGAAUUUAUUUGCCUUGUAUUUUUUGUGAUUCUCCUUAGUUAUUAAGCACCAAAGAAUUUUUAAUUUCCUUCUAAAUUGUGCAAUUUUGACUUAAUUUUACAGUCGGGAAUUUAGUGGUAUACUAAACUGGUAUACCAAAAUAAUAUUGUAUGAUGUUGUUUAUAAGAAUUUAUUUUGCCUUUAGUGUUGUUUAAUUAUAUUAUGUUUUGUUUUGCAUGCUGGGCAGUAUUAACAUUUUAACGUGUUGUUUGUUUUCCAUUCAAUUAUUUAAUUUUAAAGUAUUUUUUAACUAUCACACACCGAAAAUAACCAUAAAGACUAGUUUUAAUAUGUACAUAAUAUUUUGUUGUGUCCAAAAGAUGAUUUUGCAUCUAAAAAUCCACAAUCAAACACGUUAAAAUUCGUCAGUGUGGUUAUACUCGUACUUCUCUUGAUAUGAACUUUAGGUAUUUAUUGUAGAAUUUACGCAGAUAAAAAUCUUGCCACUUUUGUGAUUCACGUUACCUUUGCAUAAUAUUGUUGUGUUCCUACCUCUAUACAUUUUACUUUAAUUUUUAUAUUUCUUUUCAAUUUGUAAAUUGUAAAACUAUGAUCUUUCUACAAGUACAUUUUGUAUGCAGCUGAUUUUAAAGAGUAGCUUAUUUUACAGUUAGCAAAUUGUAAAGAUUUUACAGUAAAUUAGUUCAAAUAUAUAAAGUAAUUUUAGGACAGAAGACAAAUUAUACAUACUUAUCUAACUCAAGUUUAUGGUUAGCAAUUCAAUACAAAACUGUCCGAGUUUGCAACCAACGCUGUUCACUUAGUAGUUAAUGUGGUUUUUGCUUUUGUCCAAUCAAAAGAUGGAUCCUACUUGGUUCUCACUAUUUUUUAGACUGCAGUAUUACAUGACAUCUAAACUGUGACUUACUCGUCUUUGUCCAAAUUAAAAAAAUAUUC